Molecule: messenger RNA, 1872 nt
Organism: Planococcus citri (citrus mealybug)
Lineage: Eukaryota; Metazoa; Arthropoda; Insecta; Hemiptera; Pseudococcidae
Gene: Bap55
Product: Brahma associated protein 55kD
Exons: 4
Coding region: 238-1539 (433 amino acids)
Biological process (GO): chromatin remodeling; regulation of transcription by RNA polymerase II; nervous system development
Cellular component (GO): SWI/SNF complex; NuA4 histone acetyltransferase complex
Molecular function (GO): chromatin binding
Source: RefSeq, a predicted model, not a curated record
CGUUCGGUAGCUUUCUGUUUUCACUUUUCAAAGUUUGCUUGAAUUUUGUUUAUUUUACUCUAUUUUCGGAUUUUAAAUCAAUUUUUGACUAUAGUUUUGUGUAUUUUCGUUUCUUAUAAUAACGAGUAUGUGAUUUCCUAUCUGCAGAUCCAUCGAGUCAAUUUUUACUUCGUUAAUUUAUCAUAAUCAUAGUUCCGCAUAGGAUUGUUUUGAAUCGGCUCGCCAUUCUCCAUCACAAUGAAUUCCGGUACAUUAUACGGCGGAGAUGAUAUAGGAGCUCUGGUUUUCGAUGUGGGCAGUCAAUCAUUACGCGUCGGAUAUGCUCAAGAGGAUACUCCUAAAGCCGAAAUCCCCGCAGUAGUCGGCGUCCUAGAAGAAGGCAACCGAAACGCCGACAUAAACACAGGGUCCGCCGAAAUCGAAUCUAAAAAUGCGAACAACGUUACCAGCGAAACUAAGUAUUACAUCGAUACGAACGUAUUGUGCGUUCCUCGUAAAGGAAUGAAAGUCGUGAAUUACAUGAAAGAUGGCAUGAUCGACGACUGGGAUUUGUUCGAGAAAGUCUUGGACUAUGCUUACGAUAGAUGCAUUCAAUCCGAAUCGAAAUAUCAUCCAGUUUUAAUGUCCGAGUCUCCGUCAAAUUUACGUCCUAAACGUGAAAAACUUAUGGAAUUGAUGUUUGAAAAAUACAACGUGCCAGCUUUCUUUUUGGUGAAAAACGCUGUACUUUCGGCUUUCGCCAAUGGACGUGUUACCGCGCUUAUUGUAGAUAGUGGAGCGACUCACACUUCAGCUGUUCCUGUUCACGAUGGUUAUGUGCUAUCUCACGCUAUUGUCAGAUCUCCUUUAGGCGGUGAUUACAUUACCAUGCAAUGUCGACAGUUUUUGCAGGAAAAUGAUAUUGAUAUCACUCCUCAAUACAUGAUCGCCAACAAAGAAGGGGUCAAAGAAAAAGAAAAGCCAUUGUGGACGAAGAAAGCUAAUUUACCCGAAGUUACUCCAAGUUGGCAUAAUUACAUGCAAAAACGAGUCAUUCAAGACUUCCAACAAAGUGUUUUACAAGUAUCGGAAACACCUUACGAUGAGAAAACCGUCUCCGCUUUACCUACCUCGCAUUACGAAUUUCCCAACGGUUAUCACCAGGACUUCGGUUGUGAAAGAUUCAAAAUUCCUGAAAUUUUAUUCGAUCCAAGCGUAAACCUAGGAGGUUCGAUGUUAGCCGUUGGCCAAAUAGUAACUACGAGCGUAGGCAUGUGUGACGUUGAUAUUAGACCAUCGUUGUAUAAUAGUGUUGUCGUUACUGGUGGUAAUUCAUUUCUACAAGGAUUCCCUGAACGACUAAAUCGAGACUUAUCCGUACGUAUACCGAGUAGCAUGCGUUUAAAAAUCAUAUCCGCUAAUGGUUCAGCUGAAAGAAGAUUCGGUGCUUGGAUCGGCGGUUCUAUAUUAGCAUCGAUUGGAACAUUCCAACAAAUGUGGAUCAGUAGUCAAGAGUACAAAGAAAGUGGUAAAAGCCAAAUUGACAGAAAAUGUCCCUGACUUGACCAACGCUUAUUAUUUGAUGGAUAUUAAUUUUGGUUCGACAGUUAUCGUUGUCAUUGACCGAAAUCUGUACGAAUUUCUCGUUGAUUUAAUUAGAAUACAAGUUUCGAUUUAAGAUAUUUUUUAUAGUGUAAGUCGAAAUAAUGAUUAUUACGUAUGGUUUCCUGAACUAUUGUAGAUUUCAUCGUACUACUCAGAAUUUUAGAAAAUCCAACGAAAUGCGUUAUGUAGAUUUUAAAACUGCUUGUUUUACUUACGUUCGCUGGCUGGUUUGUGUAGAUUCGAUGCUUGCAUUGUAAAUAUUUUUUUAAUAAAUGCAUUUGACAUGUA